This is a messenger RNA of Ostrea edulis (European flat oyster), 1058 nucleotides long. RefSeq lists its product as uncharacterized. The record is from RefSeq and is a predicted model, not a curated record. The transcript has a single exon. The coding region runs from base 1 to 714 and encodes 237 amino acids. Lineage: Eukaryota; Metazoa; Mollusca; Bivalvia; Ostreida; Ostreidae.
AUGAUAUCUGACGAUCCAGAGUAUGCAGUUGAGGAAGAAAUUCAUCAGCUCUUUCGAGCACAGACUAAAACGUUGGCAGCUUGCGAUUUCAAAAAGCCAACUUCCAUGCCAUUACGAAUCCGGGCGUCGACAUACUCUUGCAGUCGUCCAUUCCUGAAAAAGACCUUAGUUAUGGAUUUGGAGGAAAUGCGAAACUCUCUUUUGUCAGGCUAUGUGGGUGAACGCAAAAGGGUCAGUUUCCGAUGCUACAGGGCAGGGUCACCGGGAUAUGCAGUCGUUUCCAAAAGGACUUUUGGAGACCUUUCCUGGCAAAAAGAGACUGACCAGAGGGGGCAGCGAUUUUACCCAGCCACCGUAAUGGUCGAUGACGACAGCGAGGAUUUUAUAAGGCCAGUCUGUAACAGUAUAGGUUCCGCUCAACGACCUCUCAGAAUUAAAGUCAUCGGAUGUAAAUCGAUAGACAAAUCCAUGAUCAUCAAGCAGAUUGUCACUUCCGAGUUUAAUGGACUCCAAGAUACUACAAGUAAGCUGAGAGUAUUUGAAUUAAUGACAUAUGCUAUUUAUCUUUGUGUUCAUCAUUCUAUUGUAAUAUUGUUGCUUAUAUUUUUUGCUAGAGAAGAACAAUUUCAUCACUGUUCCUUUGAAUCUAGAUGGCGAAGAUUCCAUCGUCGAGUUGGAGGAAGUCCAGUUCUGCAAGGUAUUUUUUUUUUUUAAAAAAAUGUGACUACUUUAAACCAACUUUUAUUCGCGACCACUGUUUUUUUUUUGUUUUUUUUUGUUGGAUGAACUGGUUCACGGCGAUUAACUUCGCAACCUAGAUUAUCUGAAACAUACAAGAAAUAUUAAAGAACUGGUUCGCGGCGAGAAAUAUUUGCGACGACGAGGUUCUCGCGAAUCUCGCAAAAAUUUCUUGCACGCGAAUAAACGUUAGUCUGCAGUAUUCAUACUGAAUGAAACUGGUUUGAUUUAUUUUGCAGGCGUACAGACACACAGUUUAUGUUGAUGCUUUCAUCAUGAUGUACUCAAUCUGUGACAGAGAUUCAUUUGAAUACGUUCUG